GAGCCGUCAGCAAGCACGAUCUCCAGGGGACGCUUUUGAAGACGUAUGGCACGAUGGCAGAGGCGGCCGAGGACAGCAAUCUGUCUUACGAGCGGAUGAAGUAUGCAGUCAGGACGGGCAGCACGGCAACCGGUUUCCAGUGGAAGUAUCUUGGAAAGUUUGACGACCUCGAGGUCAUUCACUAUGGGUUUCAGCACUUUAACAACGACUCCGACCCUCAGCAGAAGCGGCUCAAGGCCCUUCCAGAGUCGAUCAUUGUGCAUGACGCCGCAAAAGCCGAAAUCCCAUUCGAGCAAGGCUUUGGAAUCAAGAACUUUCGGGACUUUGUGAGGCUGAGCCGGCCGGAUGUAAUUGUGAUAUUCAACGAUGCCUUCAUUGUGGCCAAGUUUCUGAAUGAACUGGCCAUCGAGCCACGCGUGUGCCCGGGGGCUCGCAUCAUUGUCUACCUCGAUACGGUGUACCCUUUUGUCAACCCCGACCUGCUGACAAUCGUCAACCGGGGUGCAGACCACAUCAUCGCUUUCACAGAGUACUGGAAGCAGGAGUUGCUGGCGCAGGGUAUAACCAAGCCAAUGAGCACGCUCAUGCAUGGCUUUGAUCCUGAAGAGAUAUACCCUACGGAACAGCGUACAAAGACAGCCGAUGCGCCCAUGAUCUGCUUGAACCUAAACAGGAAUCAGCCCCGCAAACGCUAUGACUUGAUGGCAAUCACCAUGGCCCUCGUGUACGCAAAGAGGCCCGAUGCAAACGUGCGCUUCGUGGCCGCGACCGACCUCAAGGGUGGGGCUUGGGACGUCCCCAGGCUGUUUGCAAGGGAGCUCUGCAAGCGGAUGGAGCCGGAGAAGGCUUACCAUUUCCUGGAGUACCUUCUGACCGUCAAGAAUCCGAGCGCCAUGACCGACGAGGACGUGAACAAGCUCUACAACGAAGCAGACGUUGGCCUCAACUUUGCACAGGGCGAGGGCGUGGGUUUGACAUCGAUGGAACACGCAGGACUCGGCAAGCCCCAGAUCUGCGGCCGCUUGGGCGGCUUCCAAGAGUAUUUGGACGACAGCUGCGCCACACUGCUCGACGUGAAGGGCCAUGAGUACAUCGAUUCAAGGGAUGUGAUCGGGGGGGAGGCAUCAAUCAUCGACCCUCAAGAUGCAUGCGAUGCCAUUCUGAGAUACUUGGAUGAUCCAGAGCUGCGUGCAGCACAUGGGAAGGCGGCUCGCGAGAAGGUGCUAGAGUACCGAUGGGAAGUCAUUGGGCAGGCGCUUUAUGAUGUUAUUGUGGAGUCCUCUUAG
Messenger RNA from Klebsormidium nitens, 1286 nucleotides. Lineage: Eukaryota; Viridiplantae; Streptophyta; Klebsormidiophyceae; Klebsormidiales; Klebsormidiaceae. The record is from the annotation of a GenBank genome assembly.